GGGCCGAAACACCGAGAAUGAAUAUCCCGGUCUCAACCGGUUUUAACCGGUCCGUGGUUGGAAGCAUGAGCUUAGAGGAAGAGCACACUUGCACGCAUUAAACAUCUCUGCUCUCCAACAGUGAAUGCGGAUAGAAUCAGAAAUAAAAAGGAGAAUUUAACUUGGUGAUUAUGACCCGGAAUACCGCUCUAAGUGUGACUCCGUGAAGUUGUGUUGUUAGCUUAGCUUAGCCAGCAGACUUGAAUCAUCAUUGACUUUCCAUUAGCAUGCUAAGUUGCUACUAGUCUAGUGGGAGUCGACUGUAAUCACUGAUAGCUAGAGAAGGAUUUAUCUUGGACUGGUUGAAGACAAGAAACGAUAGGUCGAGGAAUACUGCGGGAGCUUAUAAUAAAAGGCCAAGAACCGUAAAGUAUACUACGUAACAGUAUUUCAAGUUAGCGCUGUUGGUGUCAUACAGGAAAGCUAACUAAAGGCUACAAAGGUUAGCAGCAGGUGAAACUUGUGCCAUGAGGUAACAUCACACAGUGGCUUUGAACGAGAAGAUACAUAUUCUUCUUUGAACUGCUAGCUACAAGCUAGUCUAUACUUGUUUUCGACGACCGGACAGAACACCCCAGAAGCUCUAUGCCAGCAGAAAUGACGAUGUUGGCCGAUCACCCAGCCAGACAGCUGCUGGACUUCAGUCAGAAACUUGACAUCAACCUCUUGGACAAUGUUGUCAACUCCAUGUACCAUGACAUUGGAUCCCAGCAACGAGUGGCCCAGGAAGUUCUCACCAACCUGAAGGACCAUCCAGAUGCCUGGACGAGGGUCGACACCAUUCUGGAAUUCUCUCAGAACAUGAAAACUAAAUAUUAUGCACUUCAGAUUCUGGAAACGGUCAUCAAAACACGGUGGAAGAUUCUCCCCAGAAAUCAGUGUGAAGGCAUCAAGAAAUAUGUUGUUGGUUUGAUCAUUAAGACUUCCUCCGAUCCUGCAAACAUGGAGAAAGAGGGAGUGUACAUUUCCAAACUCAACAUGAUCCUCGUACAGAUCCUGAAGCAGGAGUGGCCCAAACACUGGCCCACCUUCAUCAGCGACAUUGUAGGAGCAAGUCGGACGAGUGAGAGCCUUUGCCAGAACAACAUGAUCAUCCUCAAACUGCUCAGUGAGGAGGUUUUUGACUUCUCCAGUGGACAGAUGACCCAGGUGAAGGCUAAGCACCUCAAAGACAGCAUGUGCAACGAGUUCUCCCAAAUAUUCCAGCUGUGCCAGUUUGUGAUGGAAAACUCCCAGAAUGCCCCUCUGGUCCACGCCACUCUGGAGACUCUCCUCAGAUUCCUGAAUUGGAUUCCUCUUGGCUACAUCUUUGAGACCAAGCUCAUCAGUACUCUCGUCUACAAGUUCUUGAAUGUGCCCAUGUUUCGCAAUGUGACGCUGAAAUGUUUGACGGAAAUUGCCGGAGUGAGCGUCAACCAAUACGAGGAGCAGUUUGUCAACCUGUUUACUCUCACCAUGGGCCAGCUCAAACAGAUGCUGCCUUUGAACACUAACAUCAGACUGGCCUACGCCAACGGGAAGGAUGACGAGCAGAACUUCAUUCAGAACCUCAGCCUUUUUCUCUGCACGUUCCUCAAAGAACACGGCCAGCUCAUCGAGAAGAGACCCAACAUGCGAGAAUCUCUUAUGGAGGCCCUGCAUUACAUGUUGCUGGUGUCAGAGGUGGAGGAGACGGAGAUCUUCAAGAUCUGUCUGGAGUACUGGAACCACCUGGCAGCAGAGCUCUACAGGGAGAGUCCUUUCUCCACCUCCAGCACCCCGCUGCUGUCAGACGUUCCUCCACGCAGACACCUCUACCUGCCUGUACUCUCACAGGUGCGGUUGCUAAUGGUGAGCCGCAUGGCCAAACCAGAGGAAGUGCUGGUUGUGGAGAAUGACCAGGGUGAAGUGGUCAGAGAGUUCAUGAAAGACACAGAUGCCAUCAAUCUUUAUAAAAACAUGAGGGAGACUCUGGUGUAUCUGACCCAUUUGGACUAUGCUGACACUGAACGCAUCAUGACAGAGAAACUCCACAACCAGGUGAACGGCACCGAAUGGUCGUGGAGGAAUCUGAACAUGCUCUGCUGGGCCAUCGGCUCCAUCAGUGGGGCGAUGCACGAGGAGGACGAGAAGAGGUUCCUGGUCACUGUCAUCAAGGACCUGCUUGGAUUGUGUGAGCAGAAAAGAGGGAAGGACAAUAAGGCCAUCAUAGCAUCCAACAUCAUGUACAUUGUGGGGCAGUAUCCUCGAUUCCUCCGAGCCCACUGGAAGUUUCUGAAGACUGUCGUCAACAAGCUGUUUGAGUUCAUGCACGAGACCCAUGACGGUGUGCAGGACAUGGCUUGUGACACCUUCAUCAAGAUUGCACAGAAGUGCCGUCGCCAUUUUGUCCAGGUUCAGGUGGGUGAGGUGAUGCCCUUCAUCGACGAGAUCCUCAACAACAUAAACACCAUCAUCUGCGACCUGCAGCCACAGCAGGUCCACACGUUUUACGAGGCUGUUGGCUACAUGAUCGGAGCUCAGACCGACCAGGCAGUCCAGGAGCUCCUAAUAGAGAAGUACAUGUUGUUGCCCAACCAGGUGUGGGACAGCAUCAUCCAGCAGGCCACCAAGAAUGUGGACAUCCUGAAGGACGCAGAGACGGUGCGUCAGCUGGGCAGCAUCCUGAAGACAAACGUCAGAGCUUGUAAAGCUGUUGGUCAUCCCUUUGUUGUCCAGUUGGGAAGGAUCUACCUGGACAUGCUCAAUGUAUACAAGUGCCUGAGUGAAAACAUCUCCUCAGCUGUCCAGACAAACGGAGAGAUGGUGACCAAACAGCCUCUGAUCAGAAGUAUGAGGACAGUGAAGAGGGAGACACUGAAGCUGAUCUCCGGCUGGGUCAGUCGCUCCAACGACCCUCAGAUGGUGGGAGAGAACUUUGUGCCCCCCCUGCUGGAAGCAGUGCUCAUAGACUACCAGAGGAACGUCCCUGCUGCCAGAGAGCCUGAGGUCCUCAGUACCAUGGCAACCAUCGUCAACAAGCUGGGGGUCCACAUUACCGGAGAAAUCCCAAAGAUCUUUGAUGCUGUCUUUGAGUGCACUUUGAACAUGAUUAACAAGGACUUUGAAGAAUUCCCAGAACACAGAACACAUUUCUUCUACCUCCUACAAGCCGCCACCUCCCAGUGCUUCCCAGCCUUCCUGUCCAUCGCCCCGGCCCAGUUCAAACUGAUCCUGGACUCCAUUAUUUGGGCCUUCAAGCACACCAUGAGGAAUGUGGCCGACACAGGUCUACAGAUCCUUUACACUCUCCUGCAGAACGUGUCUGGAGAGGAAGCAGCAGCACAGAGCUUCUAUCAGACGUACUUCUGUGACAUCCUGCAGCACAUCUUCUCUGUGGUCACGGACACCUCUCACACUGCAGGUCUGACCAUGCAUGCCACCAUCUUGGCCUACAUGUUCAACCUGGUGGAGGAGGGGAAGGUCAGCGUCGCUCUGAGUGCCACCAAUUCUGCAAACAACCAAGCGCAUGUCCAGGAGUACAUCGCCAACCUGCUGAAGACAGCCUUCCCUCACCUGCAAGAUGCCCAGGUGAAGGUGUUUGUAACGGGGCUGUUCAGCCUGAAUCAGGACAUCCCGGCCUUCAAGGAGCACCUGAGGGACUUCCUUGUGCAGAUCAAGGAGUUUGCUGGUGAGGACACAACAGACCUGUUCCUGGAGGAGAGAGAGACAUCCCUGCGCCAAGCCCAGGAAGAGAAACACAAGCUCCAGAUGUCAGUGCCUGGCAUCCUCAACCCUCACGAGUUGCCGGAGGAGAUGUGCGACUGAAGCAGCAUCAGCAGCAGUAAACAGCGUGUACAAAACAGCCCUGAAGAGGGGGAGAGGUUGAGAAAGAGCGAGAAAGCUUCCUGAUGAUAAACAGUUUCCCUUUGAGUGUAUUUGUGUAGAAGUGUGUCUGUUUGAAAAGAGAAUAUGGGGCCAAAGAACAGACCCCUGCACUCAGUUGUCGACGACCAAAUCAAUGUCUAUAUGUAAAUGAGAAUCAAACCCCCACCCUAAACCCCACCCAAAAAAAAAAAAAACUUGCGUGGAUUUUUUUUUUUUUUUUGCUACAACUUAUUUUA
Molecule: messenger RNA, 4121 nt
Organism: Labrus mixtus (cuckoo wrasse)
Lineage: Eukaryota; Metazoa; Chordata; Actinopteri; Labriformes; Labridae
Gene: xpo1a
Product: exportin 1 (CRM1 homolog, yeast) a
Exons: 25
Coding region: 625-3825 (1066 amino acids)
Biological process (GO): ribosomal large subunit export from nucleus; ribosomal small subunit export from nucleus; protein export from nucleus
Cellular component (GO): nucleus; cytoplasm
Molecular function (GO): nuclear export signal receptor activity; small GTPase binding
Source: RefSeq, a predicted model, not a curated record